Molecule: messenger RNA, 1611 nt
Organism: Papaver somniferum (opium poppy)
Lineage: Eukaryota; Viridiplantae; Streptophyta; Magnoliopsida; Ranunculales; Papaveraceae
Product: cytochrome P450 71A1-like
Exons: 2
Coding region: 1-1611 (536 amino acids)
Molecular function (GO): iron ion binding; oxidoreductase activity, acting on paired donors, with incorporation or reduction of molecular oxygen; heme binding
Source: RefSeq, a predicted model, not a curated record
AUGGAUAUUGUAUCUUCAUUGCUAGUAGUUGUGCGGCAAUGGUUAGGAGACCAACAAAUCAAAGGUCGUUCUACUUUACACUUCUUUACAAUCUCAGUUCCAGUAAUUAUAUCUCUUUUCUUCUUGUGUAAGAUCCAUAGAGUUUGGUCCUCAUCAAAAAAGUCGGAUAUUUGUAAUCUACCACCUUCUCCUCCUAGGAUUCCUAUUAUAGGAAACCUUCACCUACUCGGAAAAUUAGCACAUCAAUCCUUCCGAGAUCUUUCUCAAAAGUAUGGCCCAUUGAUGUUAUUACACUUGGGUCAGUCGCCGACUCUUGUAGUUUCAUCCGUUGAAAUGGCUUCUGAGAUAAUGAAAAACCAAGAUAUUGUCUUUGCAAAUAGACCUUAUACUAUUGCUGCUAACGCGCUACUUUAUGGAUGUACUGAUAUCGCGUUUGCGCCUUAUGGUGAAUACUGGAGGCAAGUGAAGAAAAUUAGUGUUCUUCAGCUAUUGAGUGUAAAGAGGGUUCAAUCAUUUAAGUAUGUCAGAGAAGAAGAAGUCGAUGUUAUGAUCCAGAAACUAGCUAGUUCAUGCUCAUCAAGGAAACACGGUGAACAAGUAAUAAAUCUGAGUGAGGCACUGCAGACACUCACAAACAACAUAAUUUCUAGAUGUGUGCUUGGUGCUAAGUAUGAAGGUGCUCAUGGGAACAGAUUUGGCCAACUGUCUAAAGAGAUCAUGGAGUUGCUCGGAGCUUUUAGCAUUGGUGAUUACUUUCCAUCUCUUGGUUGGAUAGAUGUUGUUUCUGGAUUAUCUAAUAAGUUUAAAAAGGCUUUCCAUGAACUUGAUAUCUUCUUAGAUCAAGUUCUCACUGAGCAUCUUCUUCGGCAUUCCAAAUCACAAGAUGAUGAUGGCCAAGCAGACGAUAGCGAGAAACUGGACUUGACAGAUGUUCUCCUCCUUUCUCAGAAGGAUAACACAAUGGUCUCUCGCAAUAAUAUCAAGGCCAUAAUCAUGGAUAUGUUUGUCAGUGGAAGUAAUACAUCUGCAACAGCAAUGGAAUGGGCAAUGGCAGAGCUCAUAAAGAACCCCCAAAUGAUGGAAAAAGCUCAAGAUGAGGUUAGAAGAGUGGUGGGAAACAAAUCCAAGGUCGCAGAAGAGGACAUUAAUCAAAUGGACUAUUUGAAAUGUAUCGUCAAAGAGAUUCUACGACUACAUCCGCCUAUACCUACUUUAGUUCCAAGAGAGUCUCCUAAGAGUACAACCAAGUUAGCAGGUUAUGAUAUUCCUCCAAAUACAACAGUUUACAUCAAUGCAUGGGCAAUCCAUAGAGAUUCAAAAGUUUGGGAGAACCCCGAAGAGUUUCGUCCCGAGAGAUUUAAUAACAACCCCAUUAGUUUCAAGGGACAAGAUUUUCAGUUAAUUCCAUUUGGGUCAGGACGAAGAGGGUGUCCUGGACUAUCGUUUGGUAUCGCAAUUAUCGAGUUCACUCUUGCCAAUCUCUUGUACUGCUUCAAUUGGGAAGUUCCUGCUGGUGAAAACAGAGAGCUGCUUGACAUGACUGAAGCUUCUGGUUUUACUGUUAAUAGGAAAAUCCCUCUUCGUGUUGUUCCCACAAUAAAAAGGCCAUAG